UCCUCGACGACAAACAGCCAAAGUCCGUGCGUGCACAGCCGCUGCUUUCUCCUUCGCCCCAGCGCCUCCCCGUCCGACAGCUGCAGCUCCGCGUACGUCAGCGUGGCGGCAAAAGGUGCAGGAGGAGAGAGACGGAGGAAGCGCCGCAGUUUAAUUAACUGUCCGACCAAACGCCGCCGUCACCGUUGACGUGACGGCUUCAUUCAUUCAUUCACUCAGCGGAGGGACGGCGACGUCAGCGGACACCAUGUCAAAGGACGCCCGAGCCAAAGGGUCAUCACGAAAGCACAGCGCCACCCAUUGGUGUCUUCAGAAUAUUGCACAAGAAUCAGUGGACAGCUCUGAUGAAGAGUUUUUUGAUGCCAGAGCAGAUGUUAUGGAGGGAAAGAGCGCCAUUCUGCUGGGCAUGAGUCAGUGGAACUCCAAUGACCUGGUGGAGCAGAUCGAAACUCUGGGACACAUGGAGGAUCAGUCACAUGACGGUCUGUACCAACUGGGUAGUCCACGCUGUGGCCCUCAGAGCAGCACUGAAGGACUGGAGGAUGAAGAGAGGAAAUGUAAGACCCACGUGCUGCUGCUUGUGGUGCAUGGUGGAAACAUCUUGGACACGGCAGGCGGUGACCCCAGCAUAAAAGGUGGUGAUGUCACCACACUGGCGUCCGUGCUGGAGAAGGUGACCAGGGUGCACUUCCAGGCAGCUGCUGAGCAUGUGAUGAUCAAGCUGGUGCCGUGUCCAGCUGUGUGUGCUGAAGCCUUCUCCCUGGUGUCCAAUCUGAACCCAUACAGCUACGAUGAGAGCUGUGUGUCCAGUAGUGUCGACCACCUGCCGCUGGCUGCUCUUCCCCUGCUAGCUAUCGUCUCACCUCGUUACCAAGAUGCUGUGGCAGCCGUCAUCGCCCGAGCCAAUCAGGUCUAUCACAGCUUCCUGCAGUCAGAAGACGGUCAAGGAUUCACAGGUCAGGUUUGCCUGAUGGGCGACUGUGUUGGGGGUGUACUGUGCUUUGAUGCUUUGUGCUUCAGCAAUAACCAGAGGCCUGGGAGCCCCAACAACAGCAGCAGGAACAACAGCACCGAGAGCCUGAAGGAAACCUCAGGCCUGCUGGGAGAGUCCAGCCCCGGCCUCAGUUCUAGCAAGAGGCUGAGCAAGAGCAACAUCGAUCUGUCUGGCCCCAACAACGGACAAGGCCAGGGCGGGCCACCGCUCAGCCGAAAGCAGAGCGACUCCUACGACGGAGACGCCUCAUCCACCAGCCAGCGUGGCUUUUUCUCCAGUCUGAUGAAAGAGAGCGUAGAGGUUCGAGCUGACAAUAGCACCAGCCUGGUGUUGAACCCGGGCCGAUUCGACUUUGAGGUAUCGGACUGCUUCCUGCUCGGCUGUCCGCUGGGCCUGGUGCUGGCCAUGAGGCGGACUGUGCUCCCUGCAGUCCAGGUGAACCAGCUUCAUCCAGCUUGCUCUCAGAUUUUCAACCUCUUCUACCCGUCGGACCCUUCGGCCUCCAGAUUGGAGCCACUGCUGCAGCCGCUCUUCCACAAGUUGCCCCCCUUUGCAGUGCCACGCUACCAGCGUUACCCUCUAGGAGAUGGACGGUCAGCACUUAUUGCGGACAAUAUUCAAGGACAUCCAAACGUGUUUUUGGAAAGUGACCAGACCCCCACCGUGCCAACAUUAAGACUCUCCUUUGAGGGUAAGACUGAAGGAGGAGAAGAAGGCGGUCGCAGGGGCAGCGUGACCAGCGUGGACAGCGAAACGUCCGUUUGCUCAGUGGGCCGACUGGGCAACGCAAUCGCUAACAUUUCCAGCAGCUGGUGGGGACCCAAGAGGCUGGACUACGCACUCUACUGUCCUGAUGUGCUGACUGCCUUCCCAACGGUGGCUCUGCCUCAUCUCUUUCAUGCCUCCUACUGGGAGUCUACCGACGUAGCAGCUUUUGUUCUGCGGCAGCUCAUGAGAUGUGAUUGUGUGAAGACCCAGGAAGCGGACAAUUUGGACUCAGUUCCAUUCUCUCCCUCCAGCCCACGGGAAAAAUGGCUCAGGAGGAGGACACAUGUCAAACUAAGGAACGUCACUGCUAACCACAGGGUCAACGACGUCAUUGCCACUGAGGAUGGACCUCAGACCCUGGUCGGUCGCUUCAUGUAUGGUCCCUUAGACAUGGUCACCCUAACUGGAGAAAAGGUGGACAUCCUGCUGAUGACACAGCCUCAGUCAGGCCGCUGGGUCCACUUUGACACCGAGGUGACCAACAGCAGUGGCAGAGUCACGUAUACCAUACCCAAGAGCAAGAAGCUCAGCCUCGGAGUUUACCCCGUCAAAAUGGUGGUGAAGGGCGAUCAGACAAGCGCAGAGGCCUACCUGACUGUGUUACCACGGGGCAUGGAGUGUGUCGUAUUCAGCAUCGACGGCUCCUUCGCUGCCAGUGUGUCAAUCAUGGGCAGUGAUCCUAAAGUCCGACCCGGAGCUGUGGACGUCGUCAGGCACUGGCAGGAUCUUGGAUAUCUGAUCAUCUACAUCACAGGUCGUCCUGAUAUGCAGAAGCAGCGCGUUGUAUCUUGGCUUUCGCAGCACAACUUUCCUCAUGGGAUGAUAUUCUUUUCUGAAGGCCUGGUUCACGAUCCGCUGCGACAGAAGACCAUUUUCCUCAGGAAUCUGAUACAGGAGUGUCACAUAAAGAUCAACUCUGCAUAUGGCUCCAUGAAGGACAUCUCUGUUUACAACAUGCUGGGCCUCAGUUCUUCACAGAUCUAUAUCGUUGGCAGGCCUUCGAAGAAAUAUCAAAACCAGUGCCAGUUCCUGAGUGAGGGUUACGCAGCACACCUCUCCACCCUUCAGUUUGGGCACAGAGCGAGACCCAAGAAAUCCUCGUCUGUCCGCAUGGUCCUGAGGAAAGGCUCUUUUGGUCUCUCGCCAAAGUCUGACUUCCUUUGCAAGCGUACCCACCUGCGCAGAACCAUGUCGGUGCAACAACCCGACCCACCGUGCACCCCAAACCCCAAACCCGAGCGCGCCCAGAGCCAGCCAGAGUCAGAUAAGGACCAUGGAGGAGCUGGAGGUGGAGGCAGUGCACAGGGUACAUGGGGACGGAGCUCCAUGCAGCGUGGCGACACCACACCCUGAUGUUAAAAAAAAUAAUAAUAAUAAUAAAGAUUGAAGAUUUGUGGAGAGAAAAGAAGAUCAAAGGCCAAGCAUCAGUUCUCCAGCCCAGCUUUACCGCCUGAUUGCCCUCCACACUUUGCCGCAUGUUUGGUCCUUUUUUCCUCGCCUCCUUGUUGGAUACUGUCUCAGUAUUUGUGCCUCAAUUUUUAAACAGCUGCCAGGGAUGGUGUCGAAUAUUCUGAACGCCUGUGUUAAGCCCAGACUUUGACCUGGGAACACUCCUGCACAUGCAGGUGGUAAAAUAUGUGCUGUGACUUUAAAAGGAGAUCUCACUAGAAACGUGGUCCUGCAUCGUUGCCAGUGUAAAUAUUUGGCACACAUCCUGUGUGCAUGGACACAGAAGUAACAUGACAUUCCAGCUCAACCUGUGCGUGAGCUGGAUGAGUCGACCUCGGGGAGCAGAGACCUCCAUUUCGCUUUUGACCUCCAUUUCGCUUUGCGACUUGCUUUAUCUGACUCUUCUUCCCUUCAGCCAGUCAGGCAGAAGACGCCUUUUGACGGCCCCUGAAGACACAUUUGCACUAUAAGAGUACACGUCCGUAGUUCUUGUAUUUGUAAUUUUACACAAUUCACUCUUUGCAUCGUGGAAACUGGCACCACUGACAUUGUUAACCU
Molecule: messenger RNA, 3769 nt
Organism: Thalassophryne amazonica
Lineage: Eukaryota; Metazoa; Chordata; Actinopteri; Batrachoidiformes; Batrachoididae
Product: membrane-associated phosphatidylinositol transfer protein 3-like
Exons: 20
Coding region: 248-3115 (955 amino acids)
Biological process (GO): phospholipid transport
Cellular component (GO): cytoplasm
Molecular function (GO): phosphatidylcholine binding; phosphatidylcholine intramembrane carrier activity; phosphatidylinositol transfer activity
Source: RefSeq, a predicted model, not a curated record